This is a messenger RNA of Notodromas monacha, 4782 nucleotides long. The record is from the annotation of a GenBank genome assembly. NCBI's taxonomy places the organism in Eukaryota, Metazoa, Arthropoda, Ostracoda, Podocopida, Cyprididae.
AUGUCUUUGGCGCUUCAUUGUGAUUUGUGCGGGUCGCCGUCUGCCAAAUUCCGUUGCGAGCGAUGUUACAACCAGCUCUUCUGUCGCUCCUGUGACGACGUUUUCCAUCGACACCCGAAAAGAAUGAGUCACGCCAGACAGCCAUUAGAAGACCAGAUGGUCUGGGCGACUGACCAGUCUCGUCCACCUCUCCCACCAAAAGGCGAUACUAUUCAGAAUAAUGCACCAGUUCCACCACCGAGAAGGCAUAGGAUGCAACAACCCCAGCAGCAAAUGCGCAGGGCGUCUCAAUUUACGCCACGCCCCUCUAUUAGAGAUGUCACUAAUCAAGGAAUAUUCCAGAGCGGUCUUCAUGUUGGACAUUACAGACACAUGUCUGAAGGUCUGCUGUCAGUCCAAGAAAAUCAUGAUGAAGACAGACCUCCAACCCCACCACCUAUCAGCACCAUCCCACAACACCCACCCAGUAUGCUUUUCAGGCGACCUCUAGCUUCUUCUCAGCAAGCAAUAGGUCUCCAGUACAGGGGACCAUCAAUGCACAUGAGCUGCGGGAACUUGGCUGCAUCAGGACCACAAAAAUAUGAACUCCCAUUGCCAAUCCAAAGGAAUUUCCCGCAGCAGCACCUGGUUCAAAAGCCAAUGAUACCAAGACCCAGGAUCCUUGAUAAUAAGGGAUUCAAUCGUGCUGGUUGUUUAUCCCCAACAAACAGUUUACAAGCAAGAAUGUCUAGCCAGGAGUCCUUGUUUCAUGACAACUGGUCAAGUUUGGAACAACAGGGAUCAAGAAUGCAGUCUCCUGCACAGAAACCGCCAAGCUUACAUGGAUGGAGGAAUGAGGAUAGGAGAAAUGCUCACAAUGACCCAAGAAUGGAUACUACAAGUAGACCUGCUGUACACACUUUGCCAGUUUCCACCAGGCCUCCUGCUGAUUGGAAUCUGCCCAGGCAGCAAUUGCCUAUUCCUUCAAGACAAGGAUUUUACAAACAAACCAAUGGAAGCUUACUGAGCCUGAACAACUCUGAGGGGCAGCAAUCAAGAGCACCCAGCAGAUUAAUGGCACCAACACCAAUGCAACAAGCACAGUCCAUGGCUAACCUUACUUGUCCUUCCUGCCAAAACACCACCCUGUGGGGACCAGACCCUGCCAAAAUUGAGGACAGAGCAAUUUCUGUCAUGACCCAGCCUUAUGUACCAGAGGACACAAAUAUCUACAGUCAAGAUAAACAGCAACUAAUGGAAAGAAAGAAAUCAAUGCCAACCACCAAGGAGACUCCAGCAGAAAAACAUUACAUGAGGCUGCACUCUUUGCAACAGCAACAACAACAAAAUAGCUUUCCUCCACCCAGAAGAGCACCUAGUGUUGACAUAAUGAAUGAAUGGAUGCCACAGCCUAAAUUACCACCACAAAGCAGCUCAAUGCACAGAAAGUUUUCAAAAUCCGCUCAAAGGACGCAACAAACUGGAAGACAUUAUGCCAGGUCUGUGCCACCAAGAUCAUCUUCAGAAGAAUCAGAAGAAGACUUUUAUUCCAUUGGACACAGUGAUGAUGAUUUCCAAGACACUCUCUCCUUCAAAACCCUGAGAAGUAGGAGAUCCAGAGCAGCAUCACAGCAUGCACUAACAGCUGAAUCAAAUAUGUCUUUGGAUGCAACUGCCAAAUGGCAAUGCAAAUUCUGCACCUUUCUAAAUGCACCAACAGCCAAGAUUUGUGUCAUUUGCUCAAAGACCAAUGUGGUACCCAAGGGGUCUCAUCCUGCAAUGCGACACAGGCGCUUCAAGAAGCACAUCAGGAGGUCCAAUACUGAUCAACUUUUGCAAUCCAAAGACUUGUUGGAAACUGUGUCUCUGCCACCACCAGAGAAAGAACAGUCAAGGUGUUCUUCCUCGCUGAGUUCAGACCUGGACACAGCCAUUGAUGACACUGCAGUUUCAAAGAAGUCCAUCCCCAAAAAUGUGACUUCAUUGACCCCAGGAAACAAGAAGCUAGAUUUAAGGCCAAUAAUCAGCACAGAUCAAGGCACAGAUCCACUGAAACUCGAAGAUGCUGAGGACCUGGAAUCCCUGGAUGGCAAAGUACAUCAACUCAUCAUCCAUAGCCCUACAGCUAUUGUGGCCAAUGAAAGCACACCUCAGCCAGCAUUAAGCCCUGCCACUGAUUCUGAUGAGGGAGGAGAAAUCGUAUCAGGAAAUGUGACACUCAGGACAGUAGCAAAUGCAGAAAUCCAAGUAGCAGGAAUCAAAGAAGGCCCAGCAGUCAGUCACAUAAUCCAGCCAAAACAAUGCAUGUCAAAGGGAACAUCUCCUCCUCCCAUUGAAAUUGGCACACAGGUUCAAAAAGAGUUUCACAAGGGAUUUGUUCUCCAGACACAAGAAGAGGAUAUUUUUUAUGAAGUCUCUAGUGUGCUUCCACCCAGGAUUCCAAUUCCUCAGGCCACAAUGGCCUCACACAUUCAUAAGGUCAGGGAUAUCCCAGUCAGACCUCAAGUGACAAGCCAUACAAUGCAUGACAACAAACCAAGCUCAUUUGCUCCUGUUGGCUUUGUUCCUGUCAAGGAAACAGCUCCUUGGAAUUCCAUGCCCCAAAACAAUGCCAAGUUUGUGGUGCAUCCAUUACACAGCAGCAAGUCUCCUCUUCUGCCAACAGAACCCAUGAGACAGUUCAGCAUAAAUUUCAAUGGCGUUUCAGUUGAGCUUUUUGCAUUGACUGAGAAGUAUCCCACUGUCAAAAGGGAAGAAAUUCUGGAAGUGCUGGAGCAAUUUGGAGGGGAUCAACAGAGGGCUGACAUGGAAUUGGCAAAGGCACAGUUCAAGCCCAUUUUUAUGCAAAUGAUGAUUCCCAGGCAUAUGGAGAGUAAUCAAAAUCAUCCCAUUUCUCCAUUCAGUCUGCCUUAUCAAACUGUUUCCCCAAUUUUCAAAGAUUCAGCAAUGACAGCAACAGUAAUGGCAAAGAAUCCAACAAUUCCUGUCCUUGCACCUCAGCAACCUAUUGACAAAUCUGCAGGGAGUUCAUCACCAACUGCGCUAUUUAGUGACGCCAAUGCAGAAUUCACAGAAGAAAUAUUUACAGAGAAGCCCCCUGAAAUUCUCAAUUUUCACAAACCAGAGGAUGCUGUUGAAUAUAUGGAAACCACUCAAGUGAUUCCAAUUGAGGAAACCCCUCUGCAACCAGUGACAGUCAAGGUGGAAGUGCCUGAAAUUCUGCCAGAGCCUCAAGCUGAAAUCCCUGAACCUGUGGUAGAAGUCCUGAGUCAGGAGUUUGUGAUGGAAUCUGAACAUGUGCCUGAUGGUCAAGUUCACAAAGCUAAUGGAGGGUCAGACAAGGCUGUCAAGCCUGAGUUUGAGAGGAAAGUCAGGCGUCUCCUGGCUGAGGGUCUGGUGAGAAAUUACAAAGAAGGAGAAAUAGCAGCAAGGCUCAUGGAAUUGGAUUUUUCAGAGCCAAAUUGCCUCCAAGCAGCAAGGGAAUGUGAUAGUCUUUACACAGCUAUCACAUUUCUCCAACAAUCCUGUGAGAUAUGUCUUCUCAAAGUGCCAAUCAGCCAAAUGGUGUCUAUGCUGCAUUGCACUCACCGCUGUUGCCGCAGUUGUGCUAAAGUUCACUUUACCAACUGCAUAAAAGAAAGGAGCAUUCUGGAAAUCAAGUGCCCAUUUUGUGACCAGCCCAACCUUCAGAAUGACGACUUAGCUCAAGAAUAUUUUUCCCAUCUAGAAAUCAUCCUGAAAAACACCAUUGAUGAUGAGGCCUUUCAUCUUUAUCAACAAAAACUCAGGGACUGGAGUCUCAUGAAAGAUCCAGCCUUCAGAUGGUGUGCACAAUGGACAAAAGAGCAUGAAGACAUGACUUGUCAACAGUUCUCAGUUCUGGAUACAAAACCAGAGGACAAAAUUCACCAGGCAGAGCUUCUAAUAGAAGAACAGCUCAAAGAAAAUGGGAUUCAGUGCCCCAAUUGCCACUUCCGUUACUUACUAGCUAGAGGUGGUUGUAUGCACUUCACUUGUGUCCAGUGUAGACAUGAGUUCUGCAGUGGCUGUGACAAGCCAUUCUUCAUGGGCAUUCAAUGUCCACUGAAAGUUGAGUUUUGUGCAAAACUUGGACUCCAUGCUCACCACCCAAGAAACUGCUUGUUUUAUCUAAGAGACAAAGAGCCUGCAUUGCUGAAGAAACUGCUGAAAGAAAAUGGAGUAGAGAUCAAAGAAGAUGCAGGAGAGUCAUUGCCAAGUCAACAAAGGAAAUGUUUCAUUACAGAAGUCAGAGAGACAAUCUCAGGACUGGAAGAACACCUCUGUGGAGAAGAUUCUCCUGAAGGAAAUGCUGGCUUAUGCAGAAACCAUUAUGUGGAAUAUCUUGGAAGCCUGAUCAGGAAGAACAUGUUGGAUCCAGUCUCAAUAAUGUCAACAGAUGACUUAGAAGUGGUGAUCAGAAGAGCAAAUCAGAGAAUGCCAUUUAGGAGCCCUGGAGAGACACCUGAAGAGUACCGUCCAAAAUUACUUAAGGUAAUACAAGACCACAUCCAUCUGGAAUCAUCAGACAGCAGGUCAUCAGACAGCAGGUCAACCUCAGACCUGGGUGAUAAGAAGCUGUCCAGAGGAUUAGAAUCAUUCCUGCUCCACACUUCUCCUUCAGUGAUCUGAGAAUUAAUGCUACAUUCAUAGAUUUAAAAUAUAACAGCAGUGCAUACUGAUAUACCCAAAGAGUUCCCUGCAUUUUGUCUUUUGCUUUACCAUGUGAGAAAAAAGCCAGUGCCAUGUAAUAUAGACUGGAAAUCAAUGAAUGAAAAUAAAGCG